AUGGAGGUGCUGGGAAGUUUUAAACACUUUGUCUGGAAUGCUUUGAAUAAUGCCUUACCGACAAGUAUUAAUCUGUUCAAAAGGAAAGUGAUUGAGGAUCCUCUUUGCCCGAUCUGUAGAAGAGAAGAGGAGGAUGUUAAGCAUGUUUUGUGGUGCUGUCCUGCGGCUGCUGACGUGUGGGCUGAAGCUGAAAGCCCGGUGAGGAAGUGGAGGAACCAGGUGCAAGAUUUCACAAGUUUGUGGAUGGAAUUGAUAAAAAAGCUCUCAAAGGAUUGUUUGGAAAGAGUUGUUGCCAUCAUGAGGGGUAUUUGGGGGAGGAGAAAUGCUUUUAUCUUUGAAAAGGUGUUUGGUAGUCCUGGUAAAGUGGUGAGAUUGGCAUUGGUGUCCUUAGAGGAGCAUCAGGAGGCUAACAAUAGAAGGGAGGAAGGGCAGUCAAACAGGGAAGGGAAUAGGAUGGACAGAAGAUGGAAGAGACCCAUGCCAAGAAUAUACAAGUUGAAUUUUGAUGUUGUGGUUGAUCUAAAGAAUAGGAGGAUAGGCAUAGGAAUUGUUAUUAGGGACAGCAAUGGAGAGGUUAUGGUCACAGUCUGCUCCAGGAAGGAUCAUGUUAUUUCCCCUUUUAUUGCCGAGUGCUAG
Molecule: messenger RNA, 636 nt
Organism: Juglans regia (Persian walnut)
Lineage: Eukaryota; Viridiplantae; Streptophyta; Magnoliopsida; Fagales; Juglandaceae
Exons: 1
Coding region: 1-636 (211 amino acids)
Molecular function (GO): RNA-DNA hybrid ribonuclease activity; nucleic acid binding
Source: RefSeq, a predicted model, not a curated record